Molecule: messenger RNA, 3271 nt
Organism: Leptopilina boulardi
Lineage: Eukaryota; Metazoa; Arthropoda; Insecta; Hymenoptera; Figitidae
Exons: 9
Coding region: 1631-2662 (343 amino acids)
Source: RefSeq, a predicted model, not a curated record
UUUUUUUUUUUUUUUUUUAUAUGCAUUUUGUUUUUUUUUUUUUUUACAAAAUUGACCCUCUUAAAAUAAAAUCUUAAUUGUUGCGAGUUUAUAUGUGCUUGGAAAAUGUGACAUGUUCCAAUUUAAGCUAUCAACAAUUAUUGUAUCUUUAUUUCCUUUUUUUUUUUUUUAAUUUGAAGGUAUUAUAAGGAAAAGAAUAGGGGAAGGAAGGCAGUGUUUGCAUCGCGCGAUACUCCUCAAGCGCCUCACACAUAUGCGUUACGCAGGCUAUGGAGAGUCCGUGUCUGUGUGUACCGCAUCCACGCUGCGAGACUCAUUGCACCUGAACGCGUGAGAAAGAGAGAGAAAGAUAGAUAGAAUUAACGUAUGCGAUUCUUCUCCCUUCUUAUAAAAUAAUACAUUUUCGUAAAUAUAAUAAUUGCAAUAUAAUAAUCACAUUAUUGUUGGUUACUAUAAUAUGCGUAGAAAUGUGCAACCAAACAAUGUAUACACAUAUCUAUGCAUAUCACUUUGGCAUACUAUGAACACACGUACACACGAUAAAAAUAAUGCACACGCAUACGUGCAUAUACAAUGCAUAUUCUUUGAAAUAAUAUUUGAUAAUGAUGAUUCUAAUAAGUAGAAAAAUAGUAUUGGUAAUAUAUCCAAUUGUUUAUAAUAAUAAUUAUGAUUAAUUAUUAAUAUUAAUUUUAGUAAAUGUAAUUAACAAUGAUAAUAAUACGAUUUAUCAUUAUUAAUAAAAAAAAAUCAUGAAUUAACAAUAAUUUGCAUAUUGUUAAUUAAUUAAUUACUGCAAAUUAUUAAUAAAAAUGAGUAAAGUAUAAUUGUUUUAUUUUAGUAUCUUUAUAUAAGGUAAAUACACUAUAUUAUAUUUUUCAUGCAUAUAUUUAUAAUAUUCAAGCUUGAAUAUUGGUAUUAGAUAAUUAAUAUAGUUUAUAAUAUAGCAUAAUAUAAUAUAGUAUAAAUCAUAAUAUAGAAUAAUAUAACAUAAGAUAGAAUAAAAUAAUAUAUUAUAAUAUAACAGUUUAACAAAGUUAUAUUAUAAUAUCAUAGUCAUAGAUACAUUUUUAGAAGCAACGAGAAUAUAAGACUGUGUGUGUGGAGUAUCACUCAACGCGCGCGAUUAUCGGGGAUUCAAAUUACAUGCCUAUAUACAUUGUGGCAUCGACUUGGAGAUUUUAUUCUUAAAUAAUUUUCAAUUAUUCUUGAAAAUUAUUUAUUAUCAUUUUAUUUAUCUUUUAUUUAUAAUUUCGUUACGAUAGUUCGUAACAAUCCACCGCGGAUUUUUCCGUUUUCGUCCCCGAAAACUCAUGGUCUCGACCACAGCAUUCCUUAUACUUUGUAUAUCGACAUAUAAUCUAAAUAUUGUGUCUACUUGGUGACUCUUCUAAGCACUGCUACAGUAUAGGACCCUGUAUCAACGUCUUUGUACUUAUUCAAAUCAGUUCAUUUCAUGAAGUGAUUUAGUUCAGUUGUGUGUAGUGAAGCAAAAUUUAAAAAUAUCUCCUCCCCUUUCUUUCUCAUUUUUAGCAUUUUGUUAUUUUAAAACCCCUUUUUAAAAACAGAAAAAAAAACUAUUAUUGUAAAAACUAUUCUUAUUUAAGAAUUUGAAAAAGUGUAGUGGAGGACAAUGGACAAUAACAUUGAUAACAGCACGGUGACUUUAGACAUAUAUGAUAUUACAGCAAAGGCGAAAGGAGGAUUUGUCUACACCAGAUGUCCUGAGACUGGUGACAAAUACCGCUUCACCAUUGAAGAGGAUGGGUGGCACUGGUACAGGGCUUAUGAUUACGAAAAUGGGUCCGAUGCCGAUGAUGAACUCGACGAAGUCGAAGCGGCGGUCAGAUGCAGUGCUGCAUUCCAUAGUCGUGGUCUUGAGCACAUCUUGCCCAUGACGUUGGAGGAGGCUGUAGGUAUUAGUUUGCCUGAAGUGUGUAGUCUCCCAAAUAUUGAAAACUUGACCAUGAUAGUCGAAAAUGAAGAACGUGGUGUGUCGGAAUUAAUUCCGACAUCGCCUGACGUAAGUGACGUAGCGUCAUUAGAUAUUGAAGGGGUUGCGGAAGAUGAGAUACAAGAGGCAGAAGGGAUGCUGGAUAUAAAUUCCACAUUUCCCGGGUUUGAUGACCUGCCGUCACAAAAUUCAAUGGAAUUUUCAGAUGGUCAGGGUCAACAAGCAGCAGGAAUGUGCGAAGAGAAUGUCACGUCUCCAGACAUUAGUGACAUAGAGUCACAAAAUUCUAGUGAAGGUCAAGUAGCAGGUGCUUGUGCCCUUGAUGUGGUCUCUUCAGAAGUUGGAUUGACGGAGGAUGAGGGUGAGCUAAGCAUUUCUCAUUGUUUAUCUAUUAUUAUUUAUUUGAUGUUUUUAACAUUUUGUUUACUUAUAGAUUGGGUGCCAUCGGGACGCCACUAUGUGCAACCUGCACAUGCCUAUACCGAGACGGUAUUGGGCAUACGUUUAAAAUUAAAAAUAAAAGGGGAGGAUGGGGCUACGGUGGAACACCGAUGGAUCUACCAGGGGGAGUCAGAUGGACCUCCUCCGUACUGGUGUGGUGGGCCUAGUAAUCCCGAAGAUGAACUCUUAUGCGUAACGCUUAAGUUGCGCGUCACUGAGUACGGAGUUACUAGAACCGAAUUUCGGGUGGUGUACGGAGUGGAUGAUUAAACCUUUUUUAUAACCCCUUUUUUUUUUAGUAUGUUACGUCAUAUAUAUGUAUCUUUCCCCUUUUUUUUUUUUUUUAAAAAAAAAAUUUUUUUUUUUUUUUUUUUUUUAUUUUUAGGGGUUAUAUUUUUUUAAAAUAUAGUAUAAUUAUCCCAAGCUAAUCUAAAAAAAAAAUCUCCACGAGGAAACUAAAUCCUCACAAAAAGUACAUUUUGGCAGCGAUUCACUUAUAAUAUACAUACAUACACAUAUAUACAUAUACAUACAUAUAUGAAAAUGUUUAAUUUAGCUUGUAGAAAAAUUUUUAUUUGAAAAAUAUAUUCUUUUAUACUUAAACUGAUUUUUUUUUUUAAUUAUUAUUAUUUAAUUUUUAAAAAGAUUUAAAUUUUCCAUCUUCAUCUCCAUUUUAAAUAAAACUUCACUUCUUUAUACUGAGAUUAAAAUUUAACUUAGGGAACGACUGUAGCAGCAAUUAGAGUGAGUAUAUAAAAAAUCGUUCUUAUAUAUAUAUAAAAUUUUUUUUCUUUUACUUGUUUUAACCAUAGUUAUUUUUGUAGAAUUUCAUCGCAUGUAGUCAACAUCGUUGCACUGAUCACAAUUUUUUUUUUUUUU